CAGAGGAUGGGUCUCCGCCUUCCAAUGACGCCAGAGCAAACGUAGAAAAGCGUCGGAUGCGAAGCCAAUAGGAGGAGACUGCGCAAAGCACGCCGGGAUGAUGGAGAAUUUUUCUGCUCUCUUCGGAGGGACAGAACCUCCUCCGUCGACAACAGCUGCCGCGCUAGGCUUUGGCCCUGGAAAACCAGGAGGACCCGGUACUGGACAGCCUCCUGUACCAACUGUGACUCCGGUUGGAGAAGAGACAGCACGCAAAGCGGCGGCAGCCAGCGGUCCUUUCUACCUAAUGCGCGAGUUACCAGGUACCACAGAACUAACGGGAAGCACAAAUUUGAUCACCCACUACAACUUAGAGCAUGCCUACAAUAAAUUCUGUGGCAAAAAGGUGAAAGAGAAACUCAGCAACUUUCUGCCUGACCUGCCAGGAAUGAUUGAUUUGCCAGGCUCACAUGAUAACAGCAGUUUGCGUUCUUUAAUUGAAAAACCUCCCAUCUGUGGUAGCUCAUUCAACCCCAUCACUGGUACCAUGCUAACAGGGUUUCGUCUCCAUGCUGGCCCGUUGCCAGAACAAUGUCGCUUAAUGCACAUCCAGCCACCUAAGAAAAAAAAUAAGCAUAAACAUAAGCAAAGCCGAACCCAAGACCCUGUUCCUCCAGAAACACCCUCAGAUUCUGAUCAUAAGAAAAAGAAGAAAAAGAAAGAGGAUGAUCCUGAACGGAAAAGAAAGAAAAAAGAGAAAAAGAAAAAGAAGAACCGCCAUAGCCCUGAACAUCCAGGUGUGGGCAGCUCACAAGCCAGUAGCAGUAGCAGCCUCCGGUAGGAUCCUACCCAAGAUUAUAUUAAAGAGAGUUCUCCAUGAAAUGCUACAGACAUGUUGAGAAAAGGAGGAGAAACAAGGAUGGGAAAACCACAGCUUCCUUGUAUAUCUCCUUUUCACCUUUUGGAGCAGUAUAUAAAAGAUUAUAUUGGAUGGAGCUUCAGGACUUCAUAGCUUCCUCUACAAAGAACACAGACUUUGCUUGGGACAUGGAGGCUGAUGCCUUUAUAUGGAAAUUAUGUUUAUUGUUUUGUGUUUUGUAAAAAAAUAUGAUCCUGACUAAGUUGGGAUAUGUUUGUCUCAUUUGAAUUAAAUCUCUGUUGGAGGAGAUGCUAAUGA
Thamnophis sirtalis is the source of this 1156-nucleotide messenger RNA. RefSeq names its product mediator complex subunit 19 (gene MED19). Gene Ontology annotation, biological process: positive regulation of transcription by RNA polymerase II. Gene Ontology annotation, cellular component: mediator complex. Lineage: Eukaryota; Metazoa; Chordata; Lepidosauria; Squamata; Natricidae. The record is from RefSeq and is a predicted model, not a curated record. Gene Ontology annotation, molecular function: transcription factor binding; transcription coregulator activity.